AACCGUUUUAUAAGGAUACUACCCCGAAUAUGGUAAAUAAAUAAAAAAAAUCUUUCUCUUCUUCACUUUUACGGUAAAAUAUCGAAACUGAAGAUUUUAGCCUAGGCUCGAUAAUAUCUUAUUUACAUGACUGGUGGUCACAUUGUUUAAUUUGUUUUGUUUACAUUUGAUCUUGAAGAAACUCCAUGGCUCCUUCCUCUUCACUCCCCUCCUUCUCUCCUCCGCUCCGCGCUCACUCCUUCACCCCUAUUAUGGAAUGUGAUAGAGAAGGAAAAGAAGACGAAGAAUCCCAAGACCGAACGAGUUCAAUGAGGUCCACACCUAUGGAUCAAUAUUCCAAUAUACACAGCAAGGACUUUGAAUCGAAUUAUACAGUGAAGCCAUCUCACCGGAAGAUGUUAAGUACAGGCAGUGACUCGGUCUCGAGUUCUGUCGAUGACCGCGGGAUAUCCUGCAACAAGUGCCGUCCAAGCAACCGGGAUAAGAAGAUAUCUGUGGUUCCAUUAGACAAUAGUGGAAUGAACAGGCACUCCUUGUCAAGCCCGAAUGGUAUUUUCAAGCCGAUUUUUGGUUCUAUAGUGAAAAAGAGUCCGAGGAUCUUGAAUGAUGGAUCGUCAGCUGCGGCUCCGGUGACUACCAGGGAGGAGCAAUGGAGGAUCGUGGCGAUGGAGCUUUCGAAUAAACUCGUGGAUGCCACUCAGAAGAGGGAUGAGGCUGUGCAAGAGGCUUCAAAGCUGAAACGAUCCAUGUCUGAGAUUGAGAAAAAGUUGAAUAAGCUUGAGAUUUACUGUCAUACUCUGAAAUCAGGGCUCGAUGAAUGUAAUAAUGUGUCGGUGGCGCCAGUGACAGAUCCAGCUACGAGAAAUACACCGUUGGGUCAUGAGAAUGUGGUGAUUGGUGAGCAGGAUAAAGUUGUGGAGAAUUUUCUGGUAUCGGUCUCGGAGGCGAGAUCAACGGUUAGGUUUUUAGCUAGGUCUUUGACACUCCAAUUACGCCGCAUGGGGAGCAAAGUUUAUGACCGAAUUUCGGCAUGUCUGCAGCCUUAUGAUAUCAAGAUCUCAUUGUCUAGAAAUCCGAAAGAGUUGAUGACUUGUAUUGAGGCAUUGUUGAACAAGUCCUUUUUCGAAGAUUUUGAAUCAAUUGGAUUCCAAAAGGGCUCUGCAAACCCGAUACUAAACCCGAUUGAUCAUUGUGAGGCAAAUUUCGCCUCGUUCACUCGGUUGCAGAGUCUGGAAUGGGAUGAUGUAUUGACCAAGGGGACCAAGCAUUUCAGCGAGGAGUUCAGCAAGUUUUGCGACAGAAAAAUGAGUGAAAUUGUCGCACUCUUGGGGUGGAAUCGUGCAUGGCCUGAGCCGCUUCUCCAGGCCUUCUUUGGCGCCUCCAAGGCCGUGUGGUUGGUGCAUCUUCUGGCUAAUUCGGCGCACCCAAGCUUACCUAUCUUCAGAGUAGACAAAGAAGCCAAGUUUGAUUCGAUUUACAUGGAGGACAUGGUCGGAGACAAGGCCCGCAGAUUGGUCCCCUCCAUGGUUCGGAUCAUGGUUGUGCCCGGCUUCUACGUUUACGGUAAUGUGGUCAAGUGCAAGGUGCUUUGCAGGUAUCACAAUAACAGCAAUGGCUCUGAUAAUACAGAAGACAAGGGCUUUAGUUUAACUCCAUCUCCUAAAUACUAGUCAUAUAUGCAUCAUCGUCAUCGUCGUCAUUAUCAUAUACCUUAGAAGGACCUCUAUGUAAACUACCAUAAAAAUAAUUUUUUCGUCUCUUUGGGUGAAGUCUAUCUUAAUUUUAUAAAUCUUGACAUUACAACUUUCGAAGUACUAUUUAAGUUGGAUUUUUUAUCAUAUAGGAAAAGACAAGAUUAUUCAUGGAAUCUCAUGAUUUUGGAGUUUGGAUUAUGUGUCUUGUUGCCUAUAUAAAAGAAGAUUUAAAUGUGUGAAUAAAGUUUUUGUUUGUAUUA
Daucus carota subsp. sativus is the source of this 1954-nucleotide messenger RNA. RefSeq names its product IRK-interacting protein. Lineage: Eukaryota; Viridiplantae; Streptophyta; Magnoliopsida; Apiales; Apiaceae. The record is from RefSeq and is a predicted model, not a curated record. The transcript has 2 exons. The coding region runs from base 186 to 1670 and encodes 494 amino acids.